AUGGACAACACCAAUGAUUACAUUGCUAAUACUACAGCUAACAGAGUGCCUCGUACGUUCCUGACAUGGGGCACUUUGCUGAAGGCUGAUAUGAUUGCAGUGACGGAGGCUCGAAGGAAAUCUGCAGAAGCAUUGGAAAAAGUAGACCAACUUGUUAAAGAGGCUACAGCAUCAAAAUCCGGUAAGGACGAAGGCAACCGUACACGGAGAAUCCUGGAGUACUUGCGGGAUGGUAUAAGAUACGCAGAAAGCAUUUCGACUGCCAACAAUUUUGCAGAGGCAGCAGUAAGCCUCUUGCGAGUUAUCAUUGAACAGGAGAUAAGUAGAAGACAAAAUAAUGAGCAAAUUGUAGUUGCCUACUGUAUGCUGUCUUCUGCUACAUUCACCAUCCGCUACAUUGAGAGAAGCCACAUAAAUGAGGAUUUAACCAGUGAGGUUGAUACAGAGUACAUCAAAAUACAUGCUAUCAUUGAACAAUUUGGUGUCAUUGCUACAGCAUAUUAUGCAACAUCUAAACGACCUUUAGUUGCAUUUCUCAAAGCAAGUGAAUUCAAAAGACAGAUGAUGACAUCUAUGGAAAACUGCAAUGUCUGCCACACCAAGAUCAGGGAGCUUCUCCAGCUUCAUGUUACAUCAACAGUUGAGAGCACUGCUAAGAAUGUCUUAUCAAUCAUAUCGCGUCUUGAUAGAGCAGAAACCCAAGAUGACAAGAAAGCAUGUAAUAUCCUUGUUAAAUAUGGAAAGGAUGGACAAUCAAUAAUUGGAAGUGAUGGAGGUCUUCAAGAACUUGCAACACUUUUCAGUGAACAUGUCACUGGAAAAACCAAACAUAUUCUACAGGAGGAUAUUGAAGAAAUACUCACAGAAUACAGGAAUGAUUUCCUCUCAAAGAUGGAGUUUACACAACAGGAUAUAAAUGAAAAUGUACAGAGGCUCGGAAAUGAGAUUAUGGCCCAACUAACUUCAGGGCCCCAUAAUCUUAUCAAGGACCCAAUUUUCAGGAAUGUUUGGUCAAGUCAAAAAUGGAAGUCAAGUGUCAAGAGCAGAGUCUUUGUUGAUGAUCAUCCUGCCAUCAGUGAUGCAAUUGAUGAAGAUGGGAGUGGAUAUGUUUCUGCCCAUGAAUUUAAUUCAUUCUUGAUGCAAAAGCCCUCCCAAUGGACCUUUCCAAAAUGGCUUUUUUUUCUGGGCCAUCGGAUGGCAGGAUACAAUGUUCAUCUUUGCAUGGUGUCCAAAGCUGCAAAGUCAAAAGCAAAGCAUGACCUACUCAAGGGAGAUAUCAGCAAAUACAUCGACAGUUUACAAGUUAUUAUUCCAAAAUUGACUGACUGGUAUAAUAUCACUGGUUAUGAAUAUGAGAGACAUUUUGGCCUGGAAUCGGAGGCUGACACGCAGUUUCAUUCCCUUGUUCAAGAGUAUCAAGAAUUGAACAAGCAGCUAGCUGAAAAGAUCAUACAGGAUGGUGGCAUACAGGAUGGUGGCAUACAGGAUGGUGGCAUCCUCUCGGAUGCAGUGGACAUUUCACCUCUCAAGCGCCGAUUUAGAGACCGCAUUGAAAUGUGGAUUCUGCCUUUCUUGGAGAAUAUUCUCCUUCACCAAUUUGAGGCCUUGGUGGGAAGACCAUAUGCCAAUUAUAAUGCAUAUAACAAUGGCAAAGGCUCAGAUCAAGCAGAUGAAGAAAUUUCUGCUCCGACUGUGCAGUUUGACAAUAAAACAGUUGAAGAUAUCCAAUGGAUGGACAUGAUUGAUACUUUAAAGGAACUGUUCAUUCAGUUCCACUUACGCAUGCUAUCCUUACUUCGUGGAUGGAAGAAGCAAAAGAUUAAUUGCCAAGUAAUGAUUGACAGUUUUUCUGGCGGCCUUUUUGCUGGCUGGCAUACAGCGUAUAUGGGUGAUCGGAAUUUCAAGCAUAUGAUUGACAUACUCAUUCAUAUUGAUAACUUGGACUCUGGAAAUGAAACCCCCACUGAUGAUGUAGGAGGCAGUUAUAAAUAA
This is a messenger RNA of Lentinula edodes (shiitake mushroom), 1992 nucleotides long. RefSeq lists its product as uncharacterized. Gene Ontology annotation, molecular function: calcium ion binding. Lineage: Eukaryota; Fungi; Basidiomycota; Agaricomycetes; Agaricales; Omphalotaceae. The record is from RefSeq and is a predicted model, not a curated record. The coding region runs from base 1 to 1992 and encodes 663 amino acids. The transcript has 18 exons.